UCGACAUCGAUCAACAUAACCUAAAAUAAAAAAAUAUUGUACCGUGUUCCUUCAAAAAAAAAAUAUUUGUAUGUUGAUUAACUUGUUCAAAUCAAAUAAAAAGCAAGCUUGAAAAUUUAUGAUAUUAGGGCUUAGAUGAACAAGAAAUUUUAAUUUAAUUUCACACAAUCAUGCGUUAUGCGCAAUUAGUUGUUGGUCCUGCCGGUAGUGGAAAAUCUACGUACUGUUCAACGAUGGUGAAACAUGCCACUGAUACCAAACGCAUCAUUGAAGUAGUUAACUUUGAUCCUGCAGCAGAACACUUUGAUUAUGAACCCCUGGUCGAUAUACGGGAACUCAUACACCUUGAUGAUGCAAUGGAAGAUGAAGAAUUGAAGUUUGGACCAAAUGGAGGUCUUGUAUUUUGUAUAGAAACCCUCUUAGAGAACUGUGACUGGCUGGAAGAGCAGCUAGGUGAUGUAGAUGAUGACUACAUCCUGUUCGAUUGUCCUGGGCAAAUCGAGCUAUACACACACUUACCGGUCAUGAGGCGGCUGGUCGAACUGCUGGAACGAUGGAACUUCAGGAUAUGUGUGGUGUUCAUGGUCGAUUCACAGUUCAUGGUGGAUGGAGCUAAAUUCUUAUCAGGUACUAUGGCAGCGCUUAGUGUAAUGGUGAACUUGGAACUACCGCAUGUAAAUAUUCUCACGAAAAUGGAUCUUCUCAGCAAAUCAGCAAGAAGUCAACUUGACAAUUAUCUAGAUCCAGAUCCUCACAUUCUGUUAGCAGACAUGAGAAACGCAAAAUCAAGAUGGCACGAGAAAUAUGCAAAGCUAACUGAAGCCAUUGGUGAGGUCAUAGAGAACUUUAGUCUUGUUCGAUUUUACCCUCUGAAUAUAAAGGAUGAGGAAAGCAUAGACAAUAUACUACUUACGAUAGACAAUAUUAUACAAUACGGAGAAGAUGCUGAUGUUAAAAUCAGAGAUUUCGAAGAGCCCGAUCCUGAUGAUGAAAAUGGUGAUUAAAUAUUUUUUCUAGAA
Molecule: messenger RNA, 1019 nt
Organism: Chilo suppressalis (striped riceborer)
Lineage: Eukaryota; Metazoa; Arthropoda; Insecta; Lepidoptera; Crambidae
Source: the annotation of a GenBank genome assembly